Molecule: messenger RNA, 1348 nt
Organism: Phalaenopsis equestris
Lineage: Eukaryota; Viridiplantae; Streptophyta; Magnoliopsida; Asparagales; Orchidaceae
Product: dof zinc finger protein DOF3.6-like
Exons: 2
Coding region: 40-987 (315 amino acids)
Biological process (GO): regulation of DNA-templated transcription
Molecular function (GO): DNA binding; DNA-binding transcription factor activity
Source: RefSeq, a predicted model, not a curated record
CGAAGUGUGGAAAGAAAACCAACCAAUUACCAGCCAACCAUGGUCUUCUCAUCAGUUCAUCUCUAUCCAGAUCCACCCAACUGGAACCAGCAGGGAGGAUCAACCGACAUCACCGUCGAUGAAUCCGAUCAUGUUCAUGCCCUCCCGCAACCGGUGGCUACCUCUUCUGCCUCUGCACCACACCAAGUAUCAGCUGGAGGAAGCACCUGCCGCCCCGUAGCUGUUGUAUCCACCGCCGAAAGGGCUCGACUUGCUAAAAUCCCACAAGCUGAAGCCGCCCUCAAGUGCCCCCGCUGCGACUCCACCAACACCAAAUUUUGCUACUUUAACAACUACUCUCUCACCCAACCUCGUCACUUUUGCAAGACUUGCCGCCGCUAUUGGACUCGCGGUGGUGCUCUCCGCAGCGUCCCGGUAGGCGGCGGCUGUCGCCGGAACAAACGAGGUAACAAGCCCUCUUCCUCUAAAACAUCAACAUCAACAUCAACAUCAUCAUCAUCAUACCUUGUUGCUCCAUCUGCUUCCUCUUCCACCUCCUUGGCCGGGGUGUUCCGAACAGCCCCACCACCAUUCCUCGCUCCGUGGAACCAUCUGCCUGAUUACGGACUCCAACAGCCGAUCGACACGACGAUGGAGAGCAUGGGAUUGGAGCAGUGGAGGAUUCAACAAAUCCAACAGUUCCCUUUCUUAGGAGGACUGGCCGAGUUAUCUGUGCCAACGGGGACUAUGGUUCCGGGGCUCUAUCCUUUAGAAGGGGAACUAGUUGGCGGACAUGGAAAGAUGAUCAUGUCGACAGUGAAGAUGGAAGAGAGCUCUCAAGCUGUCACAACUACUGCUGCUAACAUGCCGAGGCAAUUCUUCAGCAUGGGGAGAAACGACGGACAGAUUUGGCCUGUUAGCGGCGGUGGAGAAGAUCAAGGAGGUAGAUGGAUUAGUGGCGAACAUGUUUCUGGUUUCAGUUCUUCUUCUGCUGGAAAUUUGUUGUGAGAGCUGAUUGAUUGAUCAAUCAUGAGUUCAUGCUGACGUUAAUCAGAGCUGUAACGGUAUGGAGCAAGGAAUUGGGGAGCUUGACUUUUGAGACGGCUUCAAACAAGAAAAAAAUUUAUGGAGAGAAAGAGUCUACAUUUGAUGGGGAGAUAUAUGAUGGAUAUAUAGCUACUAGAUUUGGUAGGUUUCUAUUUUCUUUUCAGUUCUAAUUUUGCUUUUUUGGUUUUUUUUUUCUUAAUCAAUAUGGGUUGGUGUAUUUUCUUUCUUUAUGUUUAUGUCUAGCUUGUAGUAUGAUGACAUAAAUUGGGUGGUUGUUUAAUUUGGUUAUCUGAAUUCGAAGAAAACACUAAUUAAUGCAUGG